This is a messenger RNA of Spinacia oleracea (spinach), 1683 nucleotides long. Its product is annotated as exosome complex component RRP45B. Gene Ontology annotation, biological process: nuclear mRNA surveillance; rRNA catabolic process; nuclear-transcribed mRNA catabolic process, deadenylation-dependent decay. The record is from RefSeq and is a predicted model, not a curated record. NCBI's taxonomy places the organism in Eukaryota, Viridiplantae, Streptophyta, Magnoliopsida, Caryophyllales, Amaranthaceae. The coding region runs from base 167 to 1537 and encodes 456 amino acids. The transcript has 10 exons. Gene Ontology annotation, molecular function: mRNA 3'-UTR AU-rich region binding. Gene Ontology annotation, cellular component: cytoplasmic exosome (RNase complex); nuclear exosome (RNase complex).
GUCCAUUUUUUGGGUCCGGACCAAGUUUUGCUCACCCCUGGUAUCUUCACCGAUUCCCACCCCGUCUUUUCCAGUUCCCAUCAAAGCAGGACGUCCCCCAAACUGCGAAUUUGAGGAUCAACUUCUCCCAGAAAUCGAACUCCAAAAGUCUCUAUCUGUUUGAGCAAUGGAGCAGAGAUUAGCUAAUACAUGGCACAUGUCUGUAAAUGAGAAGAAAUUUAUAGAAACUGCAUUGCUUUCGGAUGUUAGAGCUGAUGGAAGGCGCCCAUUUGACUACCGCGAAUUAACAAUUAAGUUUGGUAGGGAAGACGGAUCAACUGAGGUACAGCUUGGCCAGACUCAUGUUAUGAGCUUUGUCACUGCUCAGCUAGUUCAACCUUAUAGAGACAGGGAAAAUGAAGGAUCACUUUCUAUUUAUACAGAGUUUUCACCUAUGGCUGAUCCGUCAUUUGAGGCUGGUCGUCCCGGGGAGUCAGCUAUAGAGUUGGGACGCAUAAUAGACCGUGGUCUGAGGGAGAGCAGGGCCGUUGAUACAGAAUCACUUUGUGUCCUUGCUGGCAAGUUAGUAUGGUCUGUCCGCGUUGAUCUUCACAUCAUUGAUAAUGGAGGAAAUCUUCUUGAUGCUGCAAAUGUUGCUGCUUUGGCAGCUCUUAUGACAUUUCGACGGCCUGAAUGUACACUUGGAGGAGUAGAUGGGCAGGAAGUAAUAGUACAUCCACCAGAGGUUCAGGAACCACGUGCGUUGAUAGUUCACCAUCUUCCUAUAGCGGUGACAUUUGCAUUUAUGACUGAAGAUAACAUUUUGGUGGUAGAUCCAACUUAUUAUGAAGAGGCUAUUAUGAAAGGAAGAUUUAUAGCUACAAUUAAUGCAAGUGAAGAUGUAUGUGCCAUUCAAAAGGCUGGAGAAGUUGGUAUCGCUCCAACUGUUGUUAUGCAGUGUCUGCAAAUUGCUGCUGUGAAGGCUGCUGAUAUUACAAGCAAGAUUGAAAGUGCUGUCAAAUUGUACAACACUGAGAGAGAAAAUCGAAGUGUGAAGCGUCUGUCUUCUGUGGCGCUAUUGAAUAUUAGUUCACCGAGUUCAACUAUGACCGAUUGCAAAAGCAAUUCAAUAUGUGAAAGAACAGUAGUAUUGCAGCAGAUGCGGAAGUCGCCAUCUCGAGAACGCCAUAUAAGUGAAAGCAAUUGUAUGGAAACUGAAGCACCGUCAUGUAGAGGGAAGGAAGAUGCUAGUAGGCUUAUGAAGGGUCCUUCAUGUUGGGAUCCAUUCUCCAAGGGUGUGGAUUCGAAACAUCUGAAAGCUUCUCUUGCGUCUUGUGGUAAAUCAAUGGCUAUCAAGGAGAAUGAAAAGAUUGUUGAAAGCAAGCUAUUAAACUUGGAGGUAAACUCCAGUGAGAUACUAAAGAAAAGGAACUCUUUGGCAUCAUCGGAUAAAGCUACCGACGUGUUACCAAAAUCUUGUGAGAUCAAAACCCUAAAGGAUGCUGUAAAACCCAAGUCAAUGAGGAGGAAGGUGAUAUCUGCUUCCAACACGAGGUAGUUGGCCUUAUUGGCAAGGAGUAGUAUUCAUCCAGGGUGCCUUUUCUUUUUCCUCUUCUAUUAAAAUGGAAAUUCUAUGUCGAUUAUGUGGAUAUGUAAUGGAUAUUAUACAUUUUUAGCGUGUUUUGUUCCAAUGCCGCUUCCUAA